AUGACUUGUCUGCAGCGUUUCCCAUUUCCUAUUGAAUUUGUUAGCGAUGAAUUAUUGCAAAGAAGACGAGAUGUUGAAGUUAAAAUAAAAGAACAAAAUGAAAAUAAAUUCGACUGGGAAACUAUGAUUAAGUACAACAUGCAGGGUUGUCAAUAUUGGCUGUCUCCUUAUGAUGUGCUCUCUAUUCCUUUUCAUGUUGUGGUUUUUAUGUUGACUGGUUGUCCAAUGUUAGCAUUUGUUUUAUGCCUUUCAACUUCUAUUUUUCUUCAUUAUGAAAUGGCUGUAUCAACGCAUUGUGGAGUUCCAAAUUGGCUACCGUCACUUUCGGCCGUGGUAGCCUAUGCACCUGAACGUUAUAUUUGGAGAUUUCUCCUUGGAAUUUCAUGCACGCCGCGUCUUGCAAUGGCCUUUGCUUUCAGAAACUACUUGAUCAGCUCUAGCCUGUGGCCUCUUCCGCUGUUAAGCAGAUUCCGUUGGGCUUGUCAUCUUGCUUGUGCACUCAAUGCGAUUUUACAUAUGCUUAUGUUUAACGCAUUCGUUAUAUGUGGCACUUUACAUAUGGUGAUUGUUACUUGGCUUUUUGACCUAUCUGGUAGAAGACGUUCCAGCAAAAUUGGCGAAAUCUCGUUUCAAACCAAAGCAUUUUGUUGCGUUGGACAAAUUAUCUCUUUGUUCUUUGCGCUCUACUUUUUUUAUAGACAUAAUCGUUAUUGCGAACCUGGAAUGUAUACACUCUUUGCGCUGGCUGAAUAUUCACUGAUUUUGUUCAAUGGACUCUUUCACACAACGAUUUAUUAUGAAUUUCAAUCGAGAGUACUUUCGCUUGUAACGGCUGCUUUGAAGGCGAAUUACUAUUUGUUACCUUCACAUGAUUAUAGUGAGAAGCGUGGUACUUAA
Molecule: messenger RNA, 897 nt
Organism: Meloidogyne enterolobii
Lineage: Eukaryota; Metazoa; Nematoda; Chromadorea; Rhabditida; Meloidogynidae
Source: the annotation of a GenBank genome assembly